Loa loa (African eye worm) is the source of this 1432-nucleotide messenger RNA. RefSeq lists its product as hypothetical. The transcript has 10 exons. The record is from RefSeq and is a predicted model, not a curated record. Gene Ontology annotation, biological process: membrane fusion; transcytosis; endoplasmic reticulum to Golgi vesicle-mediated transport. Gene Ontology annotation, cellular component: ER to Golgi transport vesicle membrane; endoplasmic reticulum; Golgi stack. The coding region runs from base 158 to 1432 and encodes 424 amino acids. Lineage: Eukaryota; Metazoa; Nematoda; Chromadorea; Rhabditida; Onchocercidae.
UUCCAGAUCAGAUAUCCUGUCGAACUUAUUAGCUUUGGAUAAUUUCGUUCUGAACGAAAGAAUUACUCGGCCAGUAAUUGGCUAAUUCUAUCAGAAUUCGGAUUUUUCGAGAUAUCUCUAUGUAAUUUGUAAGAGAAAAGGAAGGAAAUUAUUGUAGAUGGCAUUCUUGACGAAUUUGUUUGGUGGUCAAACCAAUGGUACACAUGAAACGGAUAAUGCUGCAGAAGUUGUGGAAAACCUAGUCGAAAGAGUAGAGACUUCCACGGUUCCUGAGGAUCGACGUGAUGCUCUGAAAGCAUUGCGAUCACUUGCUAAGAAAGUACGAUUGCCAGUUGCCGCUAUAGGUAUGAAUGUUUAUAUGGAGAUUCUGGAGAAGGAAGGUAAUAGUUCGGAGAUUGUAUCUAUCGUCCUUGAGAUACUAGUAGCUGUUCUGUGCGAUGAUGAUUUUCCCGAUGAAGGACAAGAUGAAAUUGGUGAACGGCUUGCGGAAAUGAUAGUUCGAAGAAAAACAUUUAUUACAUCGAUCAUGACACUUGUUGAAUCAUACGAAUUUGCUGUUCGAAGAGCAGUAAUACAAUUAUUAACAGCACUCUUGCGACAUCGCGCUAGUGAAGUACAAACAGCUAUUGUUGAAGAACCGAUGGGAGUAUCUCGUUUAGUGGAUUUGCUUCACGACACCAGAGAGAUAAUUCGUAACAGUGCAGUGUUAAUGAUGAGUGAGCUAAGUCGAGCACAUCCACAGAUCCAACAGCUUCUGGCUUAUGAAAAUUCAUUUCAACUUCUUUUUGAUGUAAUCGAUGUCGAACCCAUGGAAAGUAUCGUCAUUGAAGACUGUCUUUAUGUGAUUCUUAAUCUCUUACGGAAAAAUCCGAAGAAUCAGCAAUUGUUCCGAGAAGCCAGUUUAAUACAGCGUUUGGCAGUACUAUUGAACUCUUUCUUAUAUGGGCGAGAAGGUGAACAGGAUUUACCACAACGCGAUUUUGAAUGGCAAAAGCAAAAAAUCGCAAACGUGAUAUUUUUACUUCAAGUUGUGCGAAGUUUGAUUGCUCCACAGGAUAAUUCACAGAGCAAUACACAUGCCGCACAGAAAGCCAUUUCACAUUCAGGAAUGUUGAAAACUUUAUGCAGUGUUUUGUUGUCCGAAAUUGUGGCAACAGUGGAAGUUCUUACUGAAGCUAUCAUAACUGUAGCAGAGGUGAUAUGUGGUGACUAUCCAAAUCAGGAAUAUUUUUCAACUUGUAGUCUUGCAACCGAUGUGGGGAACAGACCAGCACUAAUUGUUCUUUUAUUAUCAAUGAAUACUGACAAGCAACCGUUUAAACUACGUUGUGCUGUUUUUUAUUGUUUCCUGUGUUAUCUGUAUGACAACGAAUUUGGUAAAACAAAAAACGUAUCGAAAAUUCCACAGCUGUUACUGUUGGAUGAACAGUGA